This is a messenger RNA of Octodon degus (degu), 682 nucleotides long. It is a transcript of the gene Rpl35a, whose product is annotated as ribosomal protein L35a. The record is from RefSeq and is a predicted model, not a curated record. Gene Ontology annotation, biological process: ribosomal large subunit biogenesis; cytoplasmic translation. Bases 286 to 618 code for a protein of 110 amino acids. Lineage: Eukaryota; Metazoa; Chordata; Mammalia; Rodentia; Octodontidae. Gene Ontology annotation, cellular component: cytosolic large ribosomal subunit; ribosome. Gene Ontology annotation, molecular function: structural constituent of ribosome. The transcript has 5 exons.
CCGGUGUGGGAGUUGGGGGCAAAUAAGUGGGGUUGGUUAGCUCAUAUACCGCUGCGAGGCGCUGGGGCGGCUCGCAGAUUCUGCCAGCCGGUGAUUUCUGAAGAUUCCAAGAGCAGGGAGGACGGGAUGGAGGAGAUGCAAGGCAGAUAGAGCGGGGCCCCGAUACUGGGAGAACGAGUGGCCCGGGUAGUCGGAGUUGGUUCUUGGAGGGAGUGAAGCAGAUGCGCGUCGUCUGUCCGCAUUGCCCAGGCGACCCGCCGGGAACAGGACUUCUAAAAGGCAAAUAUGUCUGGAAGACUGUGGUGCAAGGCCAUUUUUGCUGGCUAUAAGCGGGGUCUCCGGAACCAGAGGGAACACACAGCUCUUCUUAAAAUUGAAGGUGUUUACGCCCGGGAUGAAACAGAAUUCUACUUGGGCAAGAGAUGUGCUUACGUGUACAAAGCGAAAAACAACACAGUGACUCCAGGUGGCAAACCAAACAAAACCAGAGUGAUCUGGGGAAAAGUAACUCGGGCCCAUGGAAACAGCGGCAUGGUUCGUGCCAAGUUCCGAAGCAACCUUCCUGCUAAGGCCAUCGGACACCGAAUCCGUGUGAUGCUGUACCCCUCAAGAAUUUAAACUAACGGAAAAUAAAAGUGCAUUUGUGCUCUUGUAUUUUUUUAAGUGGCUUAAAAAACUUACU